Molecule: messenger RNA, 1041 nt
Organism: Dunckerocampus dactyliophorus (ringed pipefish)
Lineage: Eukaryota; Metazoa; Chordata; Actinopteri; Syngnathiformes; Syngnathidae
Product: phenylalanine-4-hydroxylase-like
Biological process (GO): L-tyrosine biosynthetic process
Molecular function (GO): phenylalanine 4-monooxygenase activity; iron ion binding
Source: RefSeq, a predicted model, not a curated record
AUGGGGGUGUUGCUCAUUGAACGUGGUGAUUUGUGGAGCGGGGCAUCAACUAGAUGCACAUUGAGUCACGCCCCUCGAACAUCAGCAAGGAGCAGCACGGGUUCUACAUCAGCGUGGACUCCAACCUGCUCCCAUGCCUGGGAUGAGGUCAUCGACGGCCUGCGAAUGCAAAUCAGCAGCGUCAAGGGCUUCACAGACCCCAUGUACCGGGCCCCCAGGAAGGAGUUUACUGAUAUCGCCUACAACUAUAGACAUGGCCAGCCCAUCCCACGGGUGGAGUGUAUGGAGGAGGAAAGGGCCACCUGUGGCACCGCGUUCGAGGAGCUGAAGACCCUGUAAUCGGCUCACGCAUGUCUGCAGGCGGGACAACAUUCCGCAGCUGGAGGACAUGUGCUGCUUCCUGUUGAUUUUCAACAAGACCCUAUCGCCCCUAAUCUGUCGUUGGUUUUGACAAACCGAUCUCCCACAGUCUGCACCGUUUUCCGAUGUCGAUCAGUGGCCAGCCUGCUCUCCUCCGAGGAUUUCCUCGCCGGUCUCACUUUUCGUGAAGAUAUCUGCUUGUCGACCCUUUCUGCUGAUCCAGGUUUUGCCCAGUUCUCACAGGAGAUUGGUCUGGCUUCCCUUGGUGCCCCCGACGAGUACAUGUGUUGACUGGCCUGGUUCGUGCAGGUCAACUGGUUCACCACGGACUGUGGUCUGUGCAAGCAGGGAUCUGAGACCAGAGCUUUUGGAGCAGGCUUGUUGUCCUCAUUUGGUAAGUUACAGUGAUGACUGACCGACAAGCCUAAUCUGCUGCACUUUGACCCGCUUAAGACCAGCCUCCAAAAGUACCCGAUCACAGUGUUAGCCGAGAGCUUUGACGAUGCUAAAGAAAAAGUCAGAAAGUUUGCCGCCGGCAUUCCCCGGCUGUUUUGGGUGCGCUUCAACAGCAGGCUGCCUUCGUCCUCCUUUAUUUUGAAGUGCAGCUUCCUCAGGCACUUUGUUUCUUCUUAUCCCUGCAGGGGAAAUUGGGAAAUUGUGCAAAGCCCUGCAGAAAAAUGA